Messenger RNA from Brachypodium distachyon (stiff brome), 2091 nucleotides. RefSeq lists its product as uncharacterized. The transcript has 3 exons. Gene Ontology annotation, molecular function: acetylglucosaminyltransferase activity. The record is from RefSeq and is a predicted model, not a curated record. Bases 1 to 1611 code for a protein of 536 amino acids. Lineage: Eukaryota; Viridiplantae; Streptophyta; Magnoliopsida; Poales; Poaceae.
AUGAGGGGCGGAGGAGGGGUCGCCGGCGCCGGAGACAAGCUCCAGCAGGCGCCCAACGGCAUGCACGGCCCCGGCAAGGCCAGGCCGUCUUCUUCUUUCCUCUACGGCGUCCUCCUCUACGUCGUCCUGCCCGUGCUGUCCCUGUACAUGGUCCUCGUCGCGGUAUCGCCGCUCUACAACCCGCGGUGCUCCCCGGAGAUGGCGCACUUCGUGGUGGCCGCCAAUCCCAGAAACGGCUCCUCCUCCGCCGCGUCGAACGGCUCAACGACGCUGUCGUCCCAUGGCCAUUCUCCUCCUUCGCGGGGGAUGGUGUCCGCGGACGAGGCGCCCACGGGGCUGCGCCACAUCGUGUUCGGCAUCGGCGCGUCGUCGGCGCUGUGGGAGAGCCGGAAGGAGUACAUCAAGCUGUGGUGGCGGCCCGGACGGAUGCGCGGGUUCGUGUGGAUGGACAAGCCCGUGUCGGAGUUCUACUCCAAGAGCUCCCGCACGGGGCUCCCGGCCAUCAUGGUGAGCUCGGACACGUCCAAGUUCCCCUACACGCACGGCGCCGGCAGCCGCUCUGCGCUCCGCAUCUCCCGCAUCGUCUCCGAGAGCUUCCGUCUCGGGCUCCCCGGGGUGCGGUGGUUCGUGAUGGGCGACGACGACACGGUGUUCCUCCCGGAGAACCUCGUCCACGUGCUGUCGCGCUACGACCACACGCAGCCCUACUACAUCGGGUCCCCCUCCGAGAGCCACAUCCAGAACCUCAUCUUCUCCUACGGCAUGGCGUUCGGCGGCGGCGGGUUCGCCAUCAGCCGGGCCCUGGCGGAGGAGCUGGCCAAGAUGCAGGACGGGUGCCUGCACCGGUACCCUGCUCUGUACGGCAGCGACGACCGGAUCCACGCAUGCAUGUCGGAGCUCGGGGUGCCGCUGACGAGGCACCCGGGGUUCCACCAGUGCGACCUGUGGGGGGACGUGCUGGGCCUGCUGGGGGCCCAUCCGGUGGCUCCGCUGGUGACGCUGCACCAUCUGGACUUCCUGGAGCCCGUGUUCCCCACGACGCCGCCGUCGCGGGCCGGGGCGCUGAAGAGGCUGUUCGACGGGCCGGUGAGGCUGGACUCGGCGGCCGUGGCCCAGCAGUCGGUGUGCUACGACGCGGAGCACCAGUGGACGGUGUCCGUGUCGUGGGGGUUCGCGGUGAUGGUGGUGCGCGGGGUGGUGUCGCCCAGGGAGAUGGAGACGCCCGUGAGGUCCUUCCUCAACUGGUACCGGCGGGCCGACUACACGGCCUACUCGUUCAACACGCGGCCCGUGGCGAGGCAGCCGUGCCAGAAGCCGCACGUGUACUACAUGCGGGAGGCGCGCCUGGAGCGGAGAAGGAACGGCACCACCACGGUCACGGAGUACGAGCGGCACCAUGCCGUGAAGCCGCCACCCUGCCGGUGGCGCAUCGCCGACCCCGCCGCGCUCCUCGACCACAUUGUCGUCCACAAGAAGCCUGACCCCGACCUCUGGAAAAGGUCUCCGAGGAGGAAUUGCUGCAAGGUGGUGUCGUCGCCGACGAAAGGGAAGGACCGGUCGAUGACCGUCAGCGUCGGCGUGUGCAGGGAAGGCGAGUUCGCCAAGGUUUAAGAUCAAUUCUUGAGAAUUAGUGAGAUCGACUAAAUAGGAGAGGACGCGAGGAGAUAGCGGUGGCCGGUGGAACAGGGGCGCGCGGUCCCGGCAUACGGCCGGACAGUGAGAAACGAGACGGCCGGCAAAGAAGUUCCUUGUAUCCACUAGCUCGUUAGGACGGGAGUACGGCCGGGGACUAACAUAGCUCGUUAGUCAGACUGAUUUUCGCAUUAGUACUGCACUUCAACGGUGGUCAUGCGUGCUUCACAAUGAUGAUGAAGAUGAUGUGCGUGCCGAUCUGUGUAGGUUCCGGAGGAUUGCUAUAGCUAGGAGCUCUGAGCUGCAUGCGGUGUACGUAGCUUUGAACACGGACAACGUACGUUUACUAGCAGAAACGUACGGUCUCCAGAUUUUGUCUGGUUUCUCAUAGGUUAUUCAAAGAGACAACGAAAAUGACUAUAGCUUUGUGCAUCCUGAACAACAUAAUGAUUUCCGAAA